This is a messenger RNA of Microplitis mediator, 1359 nucleotides long. RefSeq lists its product as uncharacterized. Bases 187 to 1170 code for a protein of 327 amino acids. The transcript has 5 exons. The record is from RefSeq and is a predicted model, not a curated record. Gene Ontology annotation, biological process: sensory perception of taste. NCBI's taxonomy places the organism in Eukaryota, Metazoa, Arthropoda, Insecta, Hymenoptera, Braconidae. Gene Ontology annotation, cellular component: dendrite; axon; membrane.
UUCAAAGUUCUCGGUUUCUUACCCUAUACUAUUGAUAAAUAUGAAAUAAUUAAAAGAUCUAAAACCGCAACAAUUUAUACCGCAUUAUUAAUAAUAGGAUACUCUAUAACAUAUAUACGCAUUACUGUAUCGCGUUUAUCAUUUAUACGUUCACUUGAAACACCUCUUGCUGUUAUUGCUGACUGUAUGGGUCUUGGAUUGGAGUGUAUUGAAAUAAUAAUUAUUUGGUUGUAUUCAAUAUUAUAUUACAAUGAAAUUAAGUGUAUUUGGAAGUUUUUUUUCAAAAUAAUUAAGCGUACUUCAGUCACUAUGGGAAUUGAAAUUGCAAAUAUAUAUAAUGAUAUAUUACGACAGAUGUAUAUUGUUUUGAUAGCUUUAAAUACGUUUUUUAUAACUGUGGUAGGAUUUGAUCAUGUGAUUUGUUACCUGGAAGUCGAAGAUUUCGAUUUAUUUCUUUGGAUAACUUUUAAUUAUCCACGAAUCGUAACGUUAAAUUUCAUGAUGAUUUACGUGUAUUCUUUAAAAAUUAUUAGAAGACAAUUUUACUUUAUAAAUAAAAGCAUUAGUUGUCUACCUGAAGUAUAUGCAGAUAAGAAUAAUAUUUCAGCGGAAAUAAAUAAAAUAAAAUUAAAUCCUCGUGAAACAGAUAAACGGUUGAAAGAUUUAAAUCAACUUGAUCUCGAUUUAAGGGAUUCUAUAAAAAUGCUAAAUAAAUUAUUAUCAUUACCACUUACUCUCGCAUUUUUAAUGCAACUUUCGCAAUUGAUCGUUAAUAUUUAUUUAGUGUUAGUUUUUUUCAGUAAAAAAAAUUACAGAAAUUGGAGGGAAACAUCGUCUACUUUGACAAACAUUGGCUGGCUUUUAAUGAGAUUAUUCCAAUUACUUUGUACUGUAAAUAUUUGUGACUCUAUAUGCCACGAGGGUAAUAGUAAGGCGAAAAUUAUGCACGAGCUUUGGGUUUCUAAACGACCGGAUGGUUCCAAAGAAAUGUUAAAAAGUAUUUCACUGCAUCAACUACGCGAGCCAAUUGAAAUAAAAUUAUACGACUCAUUGAAUAUGAAUCACGAAUUAUUGUAUAAGCUGAGUGGAGUAGUAACAACUUAUUUAAUAAUAAUGAUUCAACUUGAUGAACAAUCUAAAAGUAUAAAGCAUCAUCAUAGCAAUGUAUGAGUAAAUAGUUAAUUUUAUUUUAUCACACUGAUGAUACAUUCAUACAUCAGCAUCAUUUUUAUUGCUAUAAUAUCAAUGAACUUAUGUAAUAUUUAUUAUACUUAUUUCAAUUACUUUCAGGAAGUUGAAGUUGUAUAAAAUAUUAGGCAAAAAAAUUUGUAUUUUUAUUACAUGUGGUACAGUUUUAAA